Messenger RNA from Camponotus floridanus (Florida carpenter ant), 4814 nucleotides. It is a transcript of the gene ftz-f1, whose product is annotated as nuclear hormone receptor FTZ-F1. Gene Ontology annotation, biological process: regulation of transcription by RNA polymerase II; tissue development; hormone-mediated signaling pathway. The transcript has 6 exons. NCBI's taxonomy places the organism in Eukaryota, Metazoa, Arthropoda, Insecta, Hymenoptera, Formicidae. Gene Ontology annotation, cellular component: RNA polymerase II transcription regulator complex. Gene Ontology annotation, molecular function: RNA polymerase II cis-regulatory region sequence-specific DNA binding; nuclear receptor activity; zinc ion binding. The record is from RefSeq and is a predicted model, not a curated record. The coding region runs from base 1998 to 4391 and encodes 797 amino acids.
GGCCGACAUAGACCUGGUUCGUAAGUAGGUCAUCCCCCCCGCCAUCGGUCGCGCAACCUCCUUCUCCCCCUCCCUUCCUCCCGCCCUCCUCCCUCUCCACCGGUAUCUUCGACCGCGGCAAUAUACCAGCGGCAAUCCCGUCCGCCUCGCUCUCCGCCGCGACCGCGUGCUACUCGACUCUCCCCCCUCCCCCUCCCGCGUCCGCGCGGACCUCUCAGGCGGCACCUCCACUCCGCGUCGGGUACCUGGCCGCGCGCGGUGGCAUGCGCUGCUGAAUCACUUUCACUUAUGCCGUGCGCUGUGUUGGUUAUACUCUGUGCGCGCGAUCUCUCUCUCUCUCUCUCCCUCCCUCUGUCUCUCUCUUUCUCUUUCUUGCUCGCUCGCUCUCUUUCCCCUCGGUCCCCCGUCCAUCUUUCUCUCUCUCUCUCUCUCUCGCGCCUCUCGAUGCCCGUCGGUAAAGGGACACGCGCGCCUUCUCUCUAUACCCACCGAAACGCCGAAGGAGCCUGACAGUAGUGCGCGCCUCGGCACCGUUCUCUUCGUGCACGGUUUCGCCCAAUUUCCCAGUCGUCGGCGUCGUCGUGGCACCGUCGCGAAACGUCGCUCGCUCGUCCGUCCGUCUCUUUUUCUCGGGGAGACGCAGCAACGCGCGCGACCGCGUCGGGCCUCGAGACGGGAGUGCGAAGGAAGGAGCAUCGCCAGCAUCGUCGAGACACCCUGGGACGCGAGCGUGGAUCGUCAUCGUCGUCGGUGCUCGCCGUGAUACGUCACGUAUACCGUGUCCCGUAAAGGCGGCCUCCCCGGCGGUCUCUACCUACCUACCUAUCUACCUACCUACCUACCUACCUACCUACCUACCUACCUACCUACCUACCUACCUAUCUACCUAUCUACCUACCUACCUACCUACCUACCUACCUACCUACCUACCUACCUACUCCAUGUACCGACGAUAGGGUGACGGAGGAGGGGAGAGCGGGCCCUUCGGGAAGGCAACGAGCCGAGAAGACGACUAGUCGUCCGCAGACACGCCAACUGUCAAGUCGUGCGGUCUCGGGCUCCGAUUUGUUGUCGUCAUCGUCGUGUGCGCGCAUCCGUCUCGCUCGUUUACUAUUCGUCGCCUCGCUCGUUUGUGUUGUGCCGGUACAAUAGUUGCUCCAAGUGUACCCUCGGGGCACUUGUGGCGCGCCUUUGUACGCGAUCGCGUCGAAACGUCACAUUGUUGACACCCGUCGAUGUGUGUAGAUUGUCGCCUUGUCGCGUGUGUCCGUCUGUCAGUUUCGCGGUAUUACUGUCAAACGCGAGCUCAUCUGCAAUAAGGUCUUGGAUUACAGUGUGAACGGGAGGAGACGGUACCUUUUGGUGCUUCGGUUGCGAAAGUGUCCGAAUGUUUUUCGCGCGCGAUCAUCGACACUCGUAUCGCUAUCAUGUUUCGGACGUAGCCCCAAGUCUCGACGAGAUUCGUAUACGUUUGGUGGUGUACGAUGAUUUUUCUCGAUAAAUUUGUGUGAGCGAGAGAGAGAGAGAGAGAGAGAGAGAGAGAGAGAGAGAGAGAGAGAGAGAGAGAGAGAAAAAGAGGGUGACUCUAGUGAAUCGAGUAUUUUUCGUGCCGCGAGAACCUCGAGUGCGUGUCCUUCCUCCUCGUCUCGAUUGUGCCCAUUUGUUGUCAUCGACGUCGUCCUCGUCGUCGUCAUCAGCGUCAUUGAUGGCGACGUUAACGGGUGCGCCAGGUCGCGUCUCGAGAACGUUAAUCGACUGACGCUGUCAUCCCCAUCCCUCUCGCCAGAAAUCACCUUGUUGGCGAAACCAAGGGGAACAAAGAUACCCCGAUGUAAUUCGUGACUCGCGCGCGAUCCACAGCUCGGUCGAGUGAAAAACCCAAAUCCGAUAGAUCGAAGGGACUCGCAUCCGGGUGACGAGGGGAAGCCUCGAUUCAUAUAUGCGCCGAUCGUACACGUGCACGUCCGUCCGACGUGCUCCUCUCGCGCAAGGGUGAUAUGUUAUUGGAGAUGGAGCACUCGAGCCUGAUAUCCCUGAACAUGUCGCCGUUCCACCUGAGCCCGCAGGGCAGUCCUCAGGCUGGCGGGCAGCAGCAGCCCCCGCAGCAACAGCCCCAGCCGCAUUACGGCUCGUCGCCCUACGGCAAUUGCGCGCAGAGCUCGCCGUCGCCCAUGUGCCACCAGCAGCAGCAGCCGCAGACCCAGGCGCAGCAGCAACAAAUGUCGGCACAUGGCCAGGCCGCGGCGCAAUCGCAGGGCGGCGGCAUGUCCGGCUUCGAGUCGAGUUUCUACGAGAUCCCCGAGGACAAUCGGUGCCCCAUGUGCGGCCACAAGAACGUGUCCACCUAUCAGUUCGGCCUGUAUACGUGCGAUAACUGUAAGGGUUACUUCAAGCGCAACAGCUCGCCGUGCAACAACAAAAAGAUGUACACGUGUCACUUCUCUCCCACGGGGGGCGGCGGCGGCGGGGGCGGGGGCGGGGGUGGAAACGGUAGCGGGAACGGGGCGUCCUCGUCGUUCGAGAUUUGCGCCAACAAGAAGGUGUACACAUGUCUGUUCCCGCCAACAGGAGCCGGAAGCGGCAACGGCGGCGCAUCCUCCGGUCUCGAGGGCAACGGCGGAGGUGGAGGUUACACCGGUAACAGCGGCAACGGCAGCGGGGCGGCCACUGCCGCCGGCGACGCUGGUCCAGGCGCGGCGAACGUCGCGAUCGGCGGAGGAGGCGGCGGCGGGGGAGGCGGAGGCGGCGGCGGGCCUGGCGUCGCCGCCGCGGGAAGCGGCAACGUCGCUGCCGGCGCGAUUCCUACCGGCGGUACCCUCUGCCAUCCCGGACUGGGCCAGGUCGGCGUCGUGACGGGCUCGAUACCCUGCCCGUCCGACUUCCCCGACACCAAGGACAUCAUCAUCGAGGAGCUCUGCCCGGUCUGCGGGGACAAGGUGUCCGGCUAUCACUACGGUUUACUCACGUGCGAGUCCUGCAAGGGCUUCUUCAAGCGCACCGUCCAGAACAAGAAGGUGUACACCUGCGUCGCCGAGAGGUCCUGCCACAUCGACAAGACGCAGCGGAAACGAUGUCCCUUCUGCCGUUUCCAGAAGUGCCUCGAGGUUGGCAUGAAGCUCGAGGCUGUGCGGGCGGACAGGAUGCGGGGAGGUAGGAAUAAAUUCGGGCCCAUGUACAAGAGAGAUCGGGCGCGCAAGUUGCAGCUGAUACGUCAACGACAAAUGGCCAUUCAGACGAUACGCGGCAGUCUUGGCGACCCGUCCAGCUACCCGCCCGCGGUUACGCCAUUGCUGCACAUCAAGCAGGAGAUCCAAAUACCUCAGGUCUCGAGUCUGACCUCGUCGCCGGACUCGAGCCCAUCCCCCGCGACCGUGGCCGCCGGCCUGGUCACGACGCAGGCCGGCGGCGCCGGCCAGCAUCAGCUGAUCGCGCCGUCAACCCAGCCGAACAUCGGCACCAGCGGCAGCGGGGGCGGCGGGGGAGGCGGGGGAGGUGGCGGGGGCGGGGGCGGCGGGAACGGCGGCAAUCACCUGCACAAUCUCAAUCCCGGGCUCGACAGCAAGCUCUGGACCGCCAACUCCACCACCUCCGGGACGAAGGUCUUCAACUUUGGUGAACAGUCGGCGCAGCCCCACGGCGGCGGGGUGGCGGGUUACGCGCCUAAUCCUGCCACCGCUCUGAAAACGGUUAAUCCGAUGAUAAGGGACUUCCUGUCAUCGAUCGACGACCGCGAGUGGCAGACGUCUCUCUUCGGACUCUUACAAAGCCAAACGUACAAUCAGUGUGAAGUGGACUUGUUCGAAUUAAUGUGCAAAGUGCUCGAUCAGAAUCUGUUCUCGCAAGUGGAUUGGGCUAGAAAUUCGACGUUCUUCAAGGAUCUCAAGGUUGACGAUCAAAUGAAGCUACUGCAACACUCUUGGUCGGAUAUGUUGGUGCUAGAUCACCUUCAUCAAAGGUUACACAACAAUCUACCUGACGAAAUGACACUUCAUAAUGGCCAAAAGUUUGAUCUCCUUUGCCUCGGCCUACUCGGAGUUCCUACCUUGGCUGAUCUCUUCAAAGAUCUAUCCAAGAAACUUCAGGAACUAAAAUUCGACACCUCCGAUUAUAUAUGUAUGAAAUUUCUAAUGCUGCUGAAUCAUGAUGUCCGUGGACUAGUAAAUAAAAAACAUGUGCAAGAGGGUCACGAGCAGGUUCAACAGACGCUUAUGGAGUACACGGUAGCUUGUUACCCAUCUCUACCGGAUAAGUUUAACAAGCUGCUAGCAGUAUUACCGGACAUUCAUGAAGUGGCAACCAGGGGAGAAGAGCAUCUUUAUCAGAAACAUUGCAACGGAAGUGCACCGACGCAAACGCUUCUCAUGGAGAUGCUUCACGCCAAGAGGAAAUGAAACGAUCGGUUUCUCUUGUUUUAGAGAUGUAUCCGUGAAGAAUUACCCCUGUUGGCGGGUACAAGAGCAGGGAAACAGUAAGCAAGAUGCCUUGAAAACAGUACAAAGGGUGGUUAAACAAAAAAAAAUAUUGGUCAAAGGGCAGGCAACUUUUGUCUAAAUAAGUAAAGCUAUUUUUCUAAUACUUAGAAGCGAAUUUAUUUUUAAGCAUACCACACACCACUGAAGCCUUGCUCUCACUCAAACGAAAUAUAUAUCGUACUACCGCUAAAGAGAAUCCAAGUCUCUCUUUCUCCAGAUCAAUCGUGCUUCUGCAAGGGAUUCAAUGGGCAUAUUUGAAUGACAAUGAAACUUGUAUGUGAUAUACAUAUGUGUUUAUCGCACGGCCACCUGGGCAUCCUUAGAAUUUCCUAUUAAAAAAAA